This is a messenger RNA of Arabidopsis thaliana (thale cress), 2173 nucleotides long. RefSeq names its product basic helix-loop-helix (bHLH) DNA-binding superfamily protein. Bases 196 to 1185 code for a protein of 329 amino acids. Lineage: Eukaryota; Viridiplantae; Streptophyta; Magnoliopsida; Brassicales; Brassicaceae. The transcript has 6 exons. Gene Ontology annotation, cellular component: nucleus. Gene Ontology annotation, molecular function: protein dimerization activity; DNA-binding transcription factor activity. The record is from RefSeq and is marked reviewed. Gene Ontology annotation, biological process: regulation of DNA-templated transcription.
CUAAAUUCCGGUAAUUUCCACACACUUGUCCGUACUUGCCUAUAUAAACAUACACACCCUCAUAAACAUAUAUCAAAAUUUUACACUUAUGCUCUUCAUAUCACAUACAACAAACUCAUAUAUAUAAAAACUUUAACCUUCGUAUAGCAACGAUCUAGUAGAAAGCUUAUACUAAAACUUUCUGAUUCUCUUAAUAUGGCGGAGGAGUUUAAAGCUACGGCAUCGAUUUGUGGUGGCGGAGGUGGCGCGUGGUGGAACUCGCCAAGGAGCGUUAUGUCUCCUUCGGAUCAUUUCUUGUCACCAUGCUUCGGAGCGGCUAUCACUUCCAAUGAUUUUAGCUCGCAAGAGAAUCAUCUCAAAUCUAGGAUGACUUGUACGGACAACAACAACAUCGUUUUCGGGCAGCGAGAGGCGGAUUCUGACAGUGGAGGAAGUACCGUGACGAUGGACUCGACGUUGCAGAUGAUGGGUCUAGGGUUUUCCUCAAAUUGUUCUUCAGAUUGGAACCAAACCAUUUUACAAGAAGACUUAAACUCAAGCUUCAUAAGGAGCUCACAAGAUCAAGAUCAUGGCCAAGGAUUCUUAUCCACAACUACUUCACCUUAUAUACUUAAUCCAGCUUGUUCUUCAUCUCCAUCAACUUCUUCGUCCUCAAGCUUGAUACGAACCUUUUACGAUCCCGAACCAAGUCCAUACAACUUUGUCUCCACCACAAGUGGUUCAAUCAACGAUCCUCAACUUUCUUGGGCUAAUAAGACAAAUCCUCAUCAUCAAGUAGCUUAUGGACUAAUUAACAGCUUCUCUAACAACGCAAACUCUCGACCCUUUUGGAAUUCUUCAUCAACCACUAACUUAAACAACACGACGCCGAGCAAUUUUGUAACCACUCCGCAGAUAAUAUCUACUCGUUUGGAGGACAAAACCAAGAAUCUGAAGACAAGAGCUCAGAGUGAGUCUUUGAAGAGAGCAAAGGAUAAUGAAUCUGCGGCGAAGAAACCGAGAGUCACCACGCCUUCACCGUUGCCAACUUUCAAGGUGAGAAAAGAGAAUCUAAGGGACCAGAUAACUUCAUUACAACAACUAGUUUCACCUUUCGGAAAGGUGAAUGAUUUAUGUGUUUACUUUAUUUUAUAUGGCUUAAUAUAUACAACCAAAAGCAUUUAUUUUCCCUUGGUUAUGUAUUGAGCUUCUUAGUUUGUUUAUUUUGUAUAUCUUUGGGUUAAACUUCAGACAGAUACUGCAUCUGUUCUCCAAGAAGCUAUAGAGUACAUCAAGUUCCUUCACGACCAAGUCACUGUUCUAAGCACUCCAUACAUGAAACAAGGUGCCUCGAACCAACAACAACAGCAGAUAUCUGGUAAAUCGAAGAGUCAAGAUGAAAAUGAGAAUCACGAACUAAGAGGACAUGGUCUAUGUCUCGUCCCAAUAUCAAGCACGUUUCCGGUGGCUAACGAAACAACAGCCGAUUUUUGGACACCAACGUUUGGGGGCAACAAUUUCAGGUAGAGAAGGUGAAUUACGUAUAUCAUACGGUUCUUAAUUAGCAUUAAGAUAUUAUUUAAUAAUGCUUAGCAUAAAAAUAAAAGAAAAUAAAAUUCACAAGUCAUGAUCAAAGAUUGAAUCAUUACUUGGAGAAAAAGUAGAGAUGGGAGAAGAAGAAGGUGACUCUUCAAAGGUGGGCAGAGGCAACAAUAGUGUUGGAGGGGACCAACUACGAAAGCAAGAAUGAUUUAGGGCUUAGAAAAUUUGGGAUAAUAAUCUAUCAUAAACUAAUAGAUAGAUAUAUUUUUAAAAACAUUAACUUACAUACUCUCAUGUUAUAUAUGUAAUAAUUAACCUAAAUUUCACUUUUUAAUUAUAUAUAGGUGAUUAAAGAGAGAGGGUUGUGGUUGUCAAGACGGAUGGGAACAUAUGCUAAAUUCAGCUUGGAGACUCUAAAGCAUAACAAUAAUUUUUAAUGUAUUUUCUUCUUCUUUCAAUAUUUUAAGGGGGGUUUAUUGCUGAAUUUAGCAUAUAUGGGUUGUUUUUAUGUUGAAUAACCUUUUGUUCCUGUCAUUGUUCUUGAAUAUAUAUAUAUACAUAUUUUUGUCGUUGGUAACAUCUUUGUUAAUCACUUAUUAAAGUUAGAGAACAUAAUAAUUGGUGGUUUGUCAUAUGAAGUUCUUUGUUGUUU